This is a messenger RNA of Wallemia mellicola CBS 633.66, 420 nucleotides long. RefSeq names its product ribosomal protein. Gene Ontology annotation, cellular component: ribosome; cytosolic large ribosomal subunit. The transcript is spliced from 4 exons. Gene Ontology annotation, molecular function: structural constituent of ribosome; RNA binding. Bases 1 to 420 code for a protein of 139 amino acids. The record is from RefSeq and is a predicted model, not a curated record. Lineage: Eukaryota; Fungi; Basidiomycota; Wallemiomycetes; Wallemiales; Wallemiaceae. Gene Ontology annotation, biological process: ribosomal large subunit biogenesis; translation.
AUGAGCUCACAAACUUUCAAGCGCUACGUUGAAGUUGGCCGUGUCGUUCUCGUCAACCAAGGUGAGGACUCUGGCAAGCUCGCUGUUAUUGCAGAGAUCUUGGACCACAACAGAGCCAUCAUCGAGGGACCAUCAACUGGUGUUAAGCGUCAAGCACUUGCUUUCCGUCGCAUGAACCUUACACCAUUCACACUCAAGAAGCUUCCACGUGCAGCAGGCCCAACUGUCAUCAAGAAGCACUUCGAAGCCGCUGAAAUCUCAAAGAAGUGGUCAGAAUCAAACUGGGCCAAGAAGUUGCAAGCCGUUGAACGCAGAAAGCAAACCUCCGACUUUGAGCGUUUCCAAAUUAUGUUACUCAAGAAGCAACGCCGUUCAGUUGGCAGAAUCAACUUGGCAAAGUCAAAGAAGGCAUCUGCUUAA